This is a messenger RNA of Ostertagia ostertagi, 387 nucleotides long. Lineage: Eukaryota; Metazoa; Nematoda; Chromadorea; Rhabditida; Trichostrongylidae. The record is from the annotation of a GenBank genome assembly.
AUGGAAGCGGCAGGUGCGAUUCUGAUCGCAGUUACGAACGUACCCGAGGCCUGCUACUGGGUUGAGACGUCUAAUGGCAUCUAUGGUCAGACGAAGAAUCCUUACGAUACUCGGAGGUCCGUCGGUGGAAGCAGUGGCGGCGAAGGGGCCCUUAUUAGUGCGGCUGGAAGCGUGAUCGGAAUCGGUAGCGACAUUGGCGGCAGCAUUCGAAUUCCGUCAUUCAUGAACGGUAUCUUUGGAAUGAAAAAUACUCCAGGUAUGAUUACUGCCAGGGUCAGUGAGAAUGUAGCUCUAUUGAAAUCGCUACCCAGCGAAAAUGCUACGAGUAGGGCCGAUUUGUCGCUAUGUGGAGGACAUCCCACUUCUUGUUCAGGUGAUGGGUGGUGA